This is a messenger RNA of Talaromyces amestolkiae, 1077 nucleotides long. RefSeq lists its product as uncharacterized. The transcript is spliced from 3 exons. The coding region runs from base 1 to 1077 and encodes 358 amino acids. NCBI's taxonomy places the organism in Eukaryota, Fungi, Ascomycota, Eurotiomycetes, Eurotiales, Trichocomaceae. The record is from RefSeq and is a predicted model, not a curated record. Gene Ontology annotation, molecular function: catalytic activity.
AUGCGAUUUCUCCUCGGUAUGGCCGUCAGCUUGGCUGGCGUGGUGGUGUCUGUCAGAGCUUGUGCAUCUCACACUGAUGCCAGCAACUUCACUAUUGCCAUGGUCCGCACAUACCCUCCUAAUUGGCCUCUUCCUCUGCUCAGUAGCAACUGGACCGGCAUUACGAUGAAUAUUAGCCAGGCGGUCGACAAAGCUGUUGAUCUGAUUCAAGAAGCAUCUCAUGAAAACGCCAGUCUUGUUCUCUUCCCCGAACUCUGGUUUCCCGGUUAUCCGAUGGGCUUUGGCGAUGACACGAACUGGCCGACCGUUCUCCUUCCCGAGUACAUCGAAAACUGCCUCACAGUAGGCGACGGCAACUGGGCCCGCAUCGUGGAUUCUGUGGUGGAUACCGGUGUUUAUGUAGGUCUCGGCUUCUGUGACAAGACCACGGAGAAUAUAUUUAUGGGUCAGGCAUUGAUAUCGCCUUCUGGUGAUGUUCUGAUCCAUCGCCACAAGCUACGUCCAUCAGGAAGUGAGCGCGAUAUGUUCAGCGACGGCACUAUGGAGAUGCUGGAAGUAACCACCACUCGAUACGGUCGUAUUGGGAUGUUGGAGUGCUACGAGCACUUCUGGCCUAGCAUGACAUUGCCGAUGCAGGCCCAGUUGGAAAACAUCCAUUUAGCGGCUUUCCCUUACCUGGUAGACGACAGCAACCCUCAAAAGCAAUGGUAUGAAGGCACCUUCGUGAACAUGGCUGCGGAGACCCAUUACGCUGUUCUCUCGGGUGCCUAUGUUUUUCAUACAAGUGUUGGUACUUCAUGGGUGAUCAGUCCUUCCGGUGAGGUCCUUACCCACGUCGGAUCAACAGUUGACAUGGACACUACCCCUAUUGUGUACUACGGAGUCAAUACUACCGGUUUUGAUACUACUGCUACAUACGAUGUCAACGGCGAGGUUUCGUGGGGUGUUGUCAAGCAGAUCUACGAUGGCUUCCCAUCCUAUAUUCCCAAGGACCCCGGCACAUUUGUUGACUUUGCAUCUAUCCCCAUUGCUCUUGAGCAAAGUGGCAACUAUAAUGGUACACCUCCUGCCUCUUAG